AACAGAAGCAAAGAUUCACCUCUCGCUCCGGCUUCUACUGGAUCUUCGGCGCAAAGAGGUGCAAGCUAUGGAAGUCGCCAAGAUCGACCUCCGCGGCGUGGAGUCCGGCGGGCCGGGGUGGGAGGCUGCCCGCGCCGCGGUGACCGCGUCCAUGACGGCGCACGGCUUCGUCGUCGUCGCGCACGACGCGCUCGGCGCCGACCUCCGCCGGGCGCUGUUCGCCCGCGCCCUGCCGGAGCUCUUCGCGCUCCCGCUCGAGGCCAAGAAGCGCAACGACACCAAGGGCCAGUUCAGGGGCUACAUCGGACCGCUCCCCGGCGCCAACUGGGAGAGCCUCGGCGUCGAGGAGCCCACCGAUGCCGCCAGCGUCCGCGGCUUCGCCGACCUACUGUGGCCGGACGGCAACCCGGAGUUCAGUGCGACCAUCGUGUCGUUCGCCAAGAACAUACUGAAGCUGGAGGAGAUGGUGGAGACGCUGCUCCUGGAGGGCCUCGGCGUCCGGGGAGAGAGCAUCGGCGCCCACUUCGACAUGCUCAGCGACAGCAUCAGGAUGUGGCGCUACGGCGCGCCGCUGGACACGGAGACCGCCGUGAGCAUGCAGGCGCACUACGACAUCACCAUGCUCACCGCGAUCGUGCAGCACGACGUGGAAGGCCUGGAGGUCCACGUCGGGGACGGGCGCUGGGCCGCCGUCCCUGCCGAGCCCGGCACCGUCGCCUUCGUCGCCGGCGAGCAGCUCAGGGUCGCCACGAACGGGCGCGUGCCGGCAUGCCUCCACCGCGUGCGGACGCCGAGCAACCGCGAGCGGUUCUCGGUGCUGUGCUACCGCCAGCAGAAGGACGGCGUCGCGGUGCGCGCGCUGGACGACCUCGUUGACGCGGAGCACCCGUUGCUGUACAACCCCUUGAGGCACGAGGAGUACAGCAAUUGGCGUUACUCCGAGGCAGGGCUCAAGUUCGAGGAUCCACUCAAAGAGUUCUGCGGUGUGGAGAAGGUCGGAGCCUAAGCUCGCGUGUCAGCAGCUUGUUGUUCCGUUUGGAAGUCGCCAUUAUAAAUAAUGUGAUGUUAUUCAGCAAUCCAGCACUGCUCACU
Molecule: messenger RNA, 1092 nt
Organism: Panicum virgatum (switchgrass)
Lineage: Eukaryota; Viridiplantae; Streptophyta; Magnoliopsida; Poales; Poaceae
Product: probable inactive 2-oxoglutarate-dependent dioxygenase AOP2
Exons: 3
Coding region: 68-1006 (312 amino acids)
Molecular function (GO): dioxygenase activity
Source: RefSeq, a predicted model, not a curated record